Messenger RNA from Lolium rigidum, 2176 nucleotides. RefSeq lists its product as uncharacterized. Gene Ontology annotation, molecular function: RNA methyltransferase activity. Bases 1 to 1647 code for a protein of 548 amino acids. Lineage: Eukaryota; Viridiplantae; Streptophyta; Magnoliopsida; Poales; Poaceae. The transcript is spliced from 15 exons. The record is from RefSeq and is a predicted model, not a curated record. Gene Ontology annotation, biological process: RNA processing.
AUGCCUCCUCCGGCGGGCCUGCUCCCUUGGCCGUCGCCGACCGCCCCGGCGCCUCGUCUCACCACCACCAUCACCACGACCCGACCGCGCCCCCCUCCUCGCGUUCGCCCUCCCCCGCCCCCUCGCCGUGCCCCGUCGUCACCUCCGCCACCUCGGCUCAAACCCGUCGUCGCGCCGAAGCUGGACACCUCCCUGCCCCCGCCACCAGCCAUUGUCUCCAACUACGACCCUGCCUCCACCUGCCUCGGAUGCACCCACUUCGGCUCGUGUUCCGGGUGCACGCACGAGGUCGACCUGGACAAGCCGCCGGUGCUGGAGGAGGUGUCGGAUUUUUUCAAGGCCCACGGAAUUGAAGACUUCACCUUCAGCAGGGGCAGGCUGUCUGAAUGGCGGUGCCGUGCAAAGCUAGCAGUACGUGGAACAUCAGAGAGCCCGCUGAUUGGUUUAUACCAGGAAGGGACACACAUUGUUCAAGAUAUUCCAGAGUGCAGAGCCCAUCACCCAAGCAUUAAUGCUGCUAUUAAGCUUCUGAAACAAGGUAUAUCUAAGCUGAAUGUGCAGCCUUUUGAUGAAGAUGCUGGUACUGGUGAACUAAGAUAUGUGCAGAUGACUGUGACAACAUAUAACACAUCUAUUCCAGUUGCAGAAAGAUACGACCAAGCGAGAGUUCAAGUUUCAUUGGUUUGGAAUUCAAGAGACGAGCGUUCGAAAAAUUCAGAAAAGUUGAGUUUGUUGCAAGAAUUCUUAUGGACAAAUGGCGGACCAAGAAGUAACCUGCAUGUGAUUCACUCUAUAUGGGCCAAUUUUCAGACAUCAACGAGCAAUAUAAUUUUUGGGCAUAAAUGGAGACAUAUCGGCGGGGAGGCAGACCUGUGGGAGCGUUUCGGAGGAGUUGAUAUAUCUCUCGAUCCAUAUAGCUUUGGGCAGGCUAAUACUCUGUCUUUUAACUCAUUACUUCAUAAGUUGAUCAAAUAUGUACCACGUGGCUCAACAGUUGUUGAUUUGUACUCUGGUGCUGGUGUUAUUGGGUUAGCCCUUGCGGCUUCUAGGAAAUGCAGGUCUGUGAAAUGUGUUGAGAUCAACAAAAUGUCGAAGCUUUCUUUUGAGAAGUCAGCAAGCCGACUUCCAACAAACCUGGGCUGCACCAUAACUUGGCACAAUACCGAUGCUUCAGUUGAACCUAUUCACUGGCUUGAAGGAUCAAGUGUUGCUAUCGUAGAUCCUCCCAGGAAAGGAUUGCACCCUUCUGUUAUCAAUGCUCUACAGAGAGUUGGUUUGUCUGAGCGCAAGGCGUACAAGGCUAAAAGUUCACUUACGAAGAUCAAAGAUGAGAAGAGACCAUGGAUCCUACGAGCAAGGGAGCCAGCUGUUCAUGUUGAUAGCACAAUCAUGGAAGAAAGUAGUGAAACAUGGCCAGAAACCCUCAUAUACAUCAGCUGUGGUUGGGAAAGUUUUAAGAAGGACUGCAAAAGCUUGAUAUCUCAUGAGGCCUGGUAUUUGGAGAAUGCUCAUGCUUUUAACUUCUUCCCUGGCACUGAUAGUAUCGAAGUCCUGGCGAUCUUCAGACGGGAAUCUGGAACUACUGAGAAAAAGAAGAAACUAAAAAUGAAAGCCAAAACGAAAACGAAAAAGAAGAAAUCCAAGUAGAUUACCAAAAGGCUGACUCGGCAGAAGCGACGUGGUCAUACCUGAAAGGCUGGAAGUGGCACGGUUUCUGUGUUAAUCUGGUGGAUGCUUGCAUGGGGCUUCUCCAUACUAACCCAGAAAGUUAUGGGUUGCUGUGAGGAAUUUUACAGUGGCAUAACCAAGCGUCAACUCAAGGAUCUCAAAUUAGUCAAGGUAAUUGGAGAAACUCACAUAUCUUGUUUGUCUCAAGAAAUCAUGAACUUCCAUCCUGUGUUAGGAGAACAGAGAUGUAAUAGAGUGGCUUCUAGAGGGAUUCCCUCUUCAUAUAAACCGGCAUUGAAACUGUGUCUGUGUAGGUUAGCUUAAGAGGAAAACUUCAAGGGCAAGGUGACUGAUCUCAUGCUCUGCUUCAAUCCAAUUUUCUCCGUGUGUAUCAGUUCAAGGUUUUUUGCUGGAAAUAUAGAGUGGACCACCUACAUGGUCUGUAUAUGUAGACUUGUAUCUAGGAAAGAGAAACAUUCAAAUGAAAUGGCAACACAUUAUAUGUUCA